CAUCCUCUGUGUUGUUAUUGUAGCUUGUCGCUGCACAGAGGAGGGGGUUUGAGCAGGGGUUGGAAGAGAGACGUGCAGCAGGCAGCAGGCGCAGUGAUUGGUCAGACGCUCCACGCUGCACAAACCUAAACAGCAGCGUAAAGCAGACACGACCUGAGGAUGAAGCUGCAGAAGCUGGAGCAUCCUCUGCAUCCAUCCGAGACAGACGCACAUAGCCCGAGGACAGGGAAAUCAUUGAAACAGCAACGUGUUCGGGUUGUGCAUGAGAGCAUGGUGAUAAAUUAGCCUGUGGAGCGAUAUUGUUGUGUUUCUGCAGCAGAGCCUCCGUCAGUCUGCUGCUGAGCGCCAGACAGCACGGCGCUGUUUUCAACCAUCCACUGAGGAGGAGCAUCUGCUGACAGGAAAAACCGGGACCGAUCAUGGGUUUGUCCUUUUGGUAACAUUGUCUGAGCCUGUAUCUGUUGACAUAGAAAAAUAAUAACACCAUGGGUUCCAGACUGAGCAGGCAGGGCAGUUUGGACAAUGAGAAUUUCGCCAAAAAGCGACGCAAGCUUCUGGAAAGCGGUGGAGAGAGCGACAGGGGCAGCCGGGGCGGCGGGGACUUUCUGUUUGCACUGAUGCUCAAAUCAGACAAACUGCCGGGGAUGCUGCGGAGGACCAACCACAGCCCCUACAUGAGGAGAGUGACGUGGAUCAAAGAGAUACAGAAGCUGCUCCGUGACCGCAGGAUCGAGCAGGCGACCGACGUGCUCAAACUACUGAGGAAGGAUCUCGGUUUGGAAGGCUCUUCGCUCAACGACAUCUUAUACAAAAACGCUGCCUUCCUCAACCUGGUGGACCCCAUCUCCCACGAGCUGCUGCUCAGCCUUGCUCGAGAGAUGCAGUGUCCAAAGAAGGAUGCAGACACCAUAAAGUCCUCUGAUAAGAUUUGCAGACAGCUCAUCUACCACCUGACCCCACACUCAAAGUGGCUGAGGCAGAGCAUGUCCAGACGGAAAUCCCAGGCCUGUCUCAAGAAGACCCUUCAGAAAAAGCUCUCAAAUGACUCAGUUGACCUAUCUGGCAUCCCCCUGUCCACCCGUGAUGUACGUCAGGUCGCCUUCUACCUCCAGAACAACAGAGACAGCGUGGUGGCUGUGGACAUCAGCUUCACUGAGCUCCAUGACGAGAACCUGAGGAUUCUCCUGCCCUUACUCGCCUCACUGCCCAAACUAAGCACCCUGGCUUUAAACGGAAAUCGCCUCACCCUCGGUAUCAUCAAAGACCUCACUGAGAUGCUCAAAGACCCCAAGAUGUUCUCCAACCUGGCCUGGAUCGACCUGGGCAACAACGUGGAUAUCUUCACCAUGCCUCAGCCGCUUCUAGUAGCGUUACGCCGUCGCUGCAGCCUGAAGAGCAGCUUACCAACAAUCUACGAGUACACUGAGGGUCAACCCUACUGCUACCACCUGGAGACUUCUAUUGAGGAGCCCAGCCACUAUGAGGAAGAAGAGGAGGAAGAGGCAGAGGAGGAGGAGGACGACGACAUGGGGAACAGAUUCGACCUGGAGCCAUGGUCUUUAGAGGAGAAGCAGCUCUCCAAAGACUUCACCCUUCACUACUGUGAGAGGUGAUGGGGUAUGGUCUCAUACAGGCUCUUCACACUGUGGUUGAAACGUUGUACCACCGCAGUCUGAUACUUCCUUUGCCCUUUUGCCCUCACACCACGAGCCAGGUCAACCUUUGAGGCAUGAGGGAGACCAAUGCCCACAUUGUGAACUUCUCACCACAGCUACCAAGCUAUUCCUAACCAUCUCCGAGUUAACCCACACCAGAAGACAGUAAAGUGAUGACGGUGGACUUACCGUGUUGGUGGAUGGUGCUCUUGGGAACAAGAUGCGGUUUCAUUGGAGGGGGUCCGGAAGAGUUAAAAAACCGGUACUCUCUCUCUCUCUCUCUCUCUCUCUCUCUCUCUCUCUCUCUCUCUCUCUCUCUCUCUCUCUCUCUCUCUCUCUCUCUCUCUCUCUCUUCCCCUCUGUCUUUCUGUCCCUCUCUUUCUAAAAUGGCAGCUGAAGAGCCAAUCCAAAGGAGAUUUAGAUCAGUUGGUUGGAUGGAGGAGAGACAUCCCGGCGGUGGCUAAAGUGAGACUGGAGUUAGUUUGGAAACAGAGGGUCCCUGUGGGUUCUCUACCAGGACUGAGACUAUCUCUGGCAGGCAGGGCCUAGCUCCACAUUGUGUGUUCUCUGUUAAUCUCUCAACAAAAGCUAUGACACAAGUUCAACAGACUAUACAGCCGUCGACCCGUCACGUGACGCCGGCAAAACUGCUAGGUCAAGACUUUUUGCGUUUUCCCCCCCUUUCCAAAUGUCCACUUGUGAAUACCCACGCUGCGCCUGUGUAGAUGUAAAUGAGGACAAAAAACAUGGCUCUGUUGUGUUUCCACAGGCUAUUUUUGUGCACUUUAGGUGAACAAAGCAAUCUUAGAAGACAACAGGUAGGACUCUACAAUGGAUAGAUUUUUUUUUUGUACUUGCUAAAAGCUGAUAUCCACCUCUUUGUAAUUAUUGAGCUGUUGUAAUCCUCACAUUUAGUGUUUCAGUUUAUUAAUGACACUUUAGCCAACUGUUUUUAUGGAUCACCUUGUAUGAGCACUUCCCAAACUGGCCACCCUACUGCCGUCUGUCUCUAUAAUAUGUUGUCUUUUCCAUUUAUUGAUGUACUUCAGUGACCCUGUGUUAGCAAUGAGACAGCUAUGACUGUUAUCUAUUUGUCAAAGUCCGUCUACGGUAGCACAUAAUGAUUAAGUUAGACUGACUGAAACAAUGCAGAGCACUUUAAAGGGACAAUUUCUUUCAUAUUUGAGUUUCCUAAUAGCAUAUACUCUGUGUACAUUGUUAUUUACAGCAGAUAUUUAUGAAGCUGAAGCUGAAUGCAUACCUCUUUAUGGUAAAAGAUGACCAAAUGGCUUAUGAUUGUUAGAAGGCUCAUUGAAAGCAACAUACCUGCACCACCAGAUAUAUAAUAAAUGUUUAAAUGUGUGUUUUAUGUGUUUGUACCAGAUAAGUGUCUGCUUACUGCUGUAAUUAUUUGUGUUAUUGUUUUGGUGUUUUGUCUUUUGUCAAAUAAUUAUGAUAAUGACUCUAAUAACUAUGAAACUGAGCACAGUGACCUCCUGCUGAUUGGUAAACAAAAAAGGCUAGUAGGAUUACACAACAAAUCAGAAAAUAGAGCAGUACAUUUAUUCAGUUUGGACACACUUUGUGUUGAAUGUUUAAGUUCAGUGAUGGAGACAACUGUCCAUUUGGUUCGUAGUUUGUUUUUGUGUCUCAACGUCAAACUCUUCCUUGUAGCCUGUGUGUACUUGUCUCAUGCCAGACACUGACUGCCAAUAAAAGAACCAAACUGAGAA
Notolabrus celidotus (New Zealand spotty) is the source of this 3388-nucleotide messenger RNA. RefSeq names its product leucine rich repeat containing 75Ba (gene lrrc75ba). Lineage: Eukaryota; Metazoa; Chordata; Actinopteri; Labriformes; Labridae. The coding region runs from base 486 to 1613 and encodes 375 amino acids. The record is from RefSeq and is a predicted model, not a curated record. The transcript has 4 exons.